This is a messenger RNA of Cyclopterus lumpus (lumpfish), 5267 nucleotides long. Its product is annotated as membrane-associated guanylate kinase, WW and PDZ domain-containing protein 1-like. Gene Ontology annotation, molecular function: protein binding. Gene Ontology annotation, biological process: signal transduction. The transcript has 24 exons. Gene Ontology annotation, cellular component: cytoplasm. The record is from RefSeq and is a predicted model, not a curated record. Bases 1 to 4839 code for a protein of 1612 amino acids. NCBI's taxonomy places the organism in Eukaryota, Metazoa, Chordata, Actinopteri, Perciformes, Cyclopteridae.
AUGUCAAAGGUCAUCCAGAGGAAGAACCACUGGGUCACCAAAGUGAACGAGUGCCUGGUCGGCCGGGACGCGCGCGGGGAGCUGAGCGUGCGUCUACGCGGCGGCGCCGAGAACGGAGAGUUCGCGUCCGUGGGGCAAGUUGAGGAGGAUGCGGUGGUUCACCGGGACGGGGGCCCGUGCGAGGGGGAGCUGCUCCUGGAGGUGGAGGGGCUGCCCGUGUCGGGGUUACCCCUCUACGACAUCUCCACCGUCAUGAAGGGCUGCGAGGGUCCCGUCCGGUUGAAAACCGUGCGUCAAGGUCACAAGCUCACCAAGGACCUGAAGCACUACCUGAGCCUGAGGUUCCAGAAGUCCUCGCCCGACCACGAGCUGCAGAAGACCAUCCGGGCCAAUCUGUAUCGCCACGCUGUGCCUUGUACGACCCGCCCCCCUCGAGACGGAGAGGUCCCAGGGGUGGAUUACAACUUCCUGUCUGUGGAGGACUUCCUAGAACUCGAGGAUAGCGGCACGUUACUGGAAAUAGGAACAUAUGACGGUAACUAUUAUGGGACCCCCAAGCCGCCGAGGCAGCAGCCCAUCAGCGGGACAGUGAUUCUCGGUGAUGCAGGCUCCCAGCAGUCCACCCCGACGCGCACCAAGUCCUACAAUGACAUGCAAAACGCCCGCGUAGCGCCUGCUGACGACGACGAUGACGACCAGGCCACGGAAAUGAACAACAGCUUUACAGGUAACCCCAACGACCAGGACGAGAGCCGCGGCGGCACCCUCCGGCCGUACCCCGCGCGCGACAAUGCUCCCUCCUGCGGUCUGAACAAUGCGGCCGCCUCCACCGCCGACAGCGGCCAGCAGACCCUCGCGGAGCCGCAGGCGUCUCCGGAGGAGCCGCAGGGCCCGAUGCCUGAGAACUGGGAGAUGGCGUACACCGAGAGCGGCGAGCUUUACUUCAUAGACACGGCAAAGGCACGCCACCCGGACACGGCUGUGUGUUUUCAGAGCUUCCACAACACAAAGACCACGUCGUGGAUGGACCCCCGGUGUCGAGACAAAGCCCCCCGGCCGAUGGAGGAGUGCGACGACGAUGAAGAAGGGAUACACACGGAGGAGCUGGAGACGGAUCUGGAGCUGCCUCCGGGAUGGGAACGGAUAGAAGACCCAGUGUACGGGGUGUACUACGUGGAUCACAUAAACAGGAAGACCCAGUACGAGAACCCGGUGGUGGAGGCGCGGCGUCGGAAGAUCCUGGAGCAGCAGCCGCAGCCGCAGCCGCAGCCUCCAGAAGGUGAGCGGUAUAUUCGAGAGUGGAUCGAGGAGCACUCGUCGGCGGCGACCCCGUUGGCGAACUACGCCUCGAACCACCUGGAGACCUACAGGGACCCCCAGAGACCCCCCACGCUGCCCCCCAUGCCCACAGGAGCCAAACGAGGGAAGCCGUUCUUCACCAGGAACCCCGCGGAGCUGAAAGGAGUCUUCAUCAACACCAAGCUGAAGAAGAGCCGGCGCGGCUUCGGCUUCACCGUUGUCGGGGGCGACGAGCCGGACGAGUUCCUGCAGAUCAAGAGCCUGGUGCUGGACGGGCCGGCGGCCGUGGACGGCAAGAUGGAGACAGGCGACGUCAUCGUCAGCGUGAACGACACCAUCGUGCUGGGCUACACCCACGCCCAGGUGGUGAAGAUCUUCCAGUCCAUCCCCAUCGGCUCCAUGGUGGACCUGGCGCUCUGCCGCGGCUACCCGCUGCCCUUCGACCCCGACGACCCCAACACCAGCUUGGUGACCUCGGUGGCGAUCGUGGACAAGGAGCCGAUCAUCGUCAACGGCCAGGAGGCGUUCCACUCGCCCUCCGGCAAGGCCGGCGCCGUCAACGGCGCGAGGGACCUGCUGCGGCCUCGCAGCCCCUCGUCCGAGAUGGCGUCCGACGGCUCGCACGGCUACUCCAGCAGCGACGUGGUCAACCUGGCGUCGUCCAUCGCCACGCAGCCGGAGCUCAUCACCAUCCACAUGGAGAAGGGCGACAAGGGCUUCGGCUUCACCAUCGCCGACAGCCUGACGGGCGGCGGGCAGAAGGUCAAGCAGAUAGUGGACUACCCGCGCUGCCGCGGCCUGAAGGAGGCGGACAUCCUGAUGGAGGUCAACAAGAGGAACGUCCAGAACAUGAGCCACAAUCAGGUGGUGGACCUGCUCAGCAAAUGCCCCCGAGGCAGCGAGGUCACCAUGCUGGUGCAAAGAGGAGUGGUGCAAGCCAAGAGGAGUCCAAAGCUGGUGCACCAGUUGGAGAGGAAGGACAGCCAGAGCAGCUCCCAGCACAGCGUGUGCAGCCACCGCAGCGCCCACACCGACUCUCCAGGCCACCCGCCGUCUGCCAUGCCCGGCGGCGGCGGCGGCGAGGCGGCGCCUCCCACCCCCGCCGCCCCCACGCAGCCUCUGCCGGGCCUUCCCCCUCAGGACCCCGCAGAUGGCACCCUCACCCUCCAGAAGAAGCCGGACCCCUUCAAGAUCUGGGCGCAGUCCCGGAGCAUGUACGAGAGCCGACUGCCAGAUUGCCAGGAGCAGGACAUUUUCCUUUGGCGGAAGGACACAGGCUUCGGCUUCCGUAUCCUGGGAGGAAAUGAGCCCGGGGAACCCAUCUACAUCGGCCACAUCGUGAAGUACGGGGCGGCGGACGAGGACGGGCGCCUGCGCUCGGGCGACGAGCUCAUCUGCGUGGACGGCACGGCGGUGGUGGGCAAGUCGCACCAGCUGGUGGUGCAGCUGAUGCAGCAGGCCGCCAAGCAGGGCCACGUCAACCUCACCGUCAGGCGCAAGUCCACCGGGUACCCGGCGUCCAAAGGCGAAGGCGACGUCCCCCCGUCGCCGGCCUCCUCCCACCACAGCAGCACCCAGGCGCCCAGCCUGACGGAGGGCAAGCGGACCCCCCAGGGGAGCCAGAACUCCCUCAACACAGUCAGCUCCGGCAGCGGCUCCACCAGCGGCAUCGGCAGCGGCGGCGGAGGCGGCAGCGGCAGCGCGGUGGUGCCCGCCUCCCUGCAGCCGUACGACGUGGAGAUCCAGCGCGGGGAGAACGAGGGCUUCGGCUUCGUCAUCGUGUCGUCCGUCUCCAGACCCGACGCCGGCACCACCUUCGCCGGCAACGCUUGCGUGGCCAUGCCCCACAAAAUAGGUCGCAUCAUCGAGGGCAGCCCGGCGGACCGCUGCGGGAAGCUGAAGGUCGGCGACCGGAUUCUGUCCGUCAACUGCUGCUCCAUCACCAACAAGUCGCACUCGGACAUCGUCAACCUGAUCAAGGAAGCCGGGAACACGGUGUCGCUCAGGAUCAUCCCAGGUGAUGAAUCUUCUAACGCUUCUCUGCUGACUAAUGCGGAGAAGAUCGCCACCAUCACCACCACGCACACGCCGCAACAGACCGCGGAGACCCGGAAUAACUCAAAGUCAAAAGGAGCUCCUCCCCCUCCGCCCAUGCACAGUCAGACGACACAGGACGCAGAGUUCUACUCCGUGGACCUCGAGCGGGACAGUAAAGGCUUCGGCUUCAGCCUGCGAGGAGGACGGGAGUACAGCAUGGACCUGUAUGUGUUGAGGCUGGCGGAGGACGGGGCGGCAGUCAGAAACGGCAAGAUGAGGGUGGGAGAUGAGAUCCUGGAGAUCAACGGCGAGAGCACCAAGAACAUGAAGCACUCGCGGGCCAUCGAACUGAUCAAGAACGGCGGUCGGAGGGCGCGGCUCGUCCUCAAGCGGGGGGACGGGUCCGUACCCGAGUAUGACGGCAGCAGCAGUGACGGGCACCCUGCCACACCCGGGCCACAAAACACUCCGGAAGUGAGAACGCUGCCGCCGAACAGCCGAUAUCACACCUCAUUGGAGUCCAGUUAUCCACCAGACCUUCACAAACCAUCACGCCAGGAGGAGGCUGCGCGUGGCCAAGACAGGGACAGGGCCGGCUCCGAUCAGAUGGACUACCGAGGCCGGCAAUUCAACCCCCACCAUCAUCACACCUGGAAUAACAAUCACAGUCAAAGCAACCCCAGACAGCUGUCUCCAGACAACAGCAACGGCGGCAACAAGAAGAGCCGAGGCCGCAAAGUCAAGAAGUCCGAGUCGGAGAGCGGCAUCUCCAAACUCCUGAAGACUCUGAGGAAAGACAGCUCAGGGAAGAAGGCCGCCGCCGCCGAGAAACUCCGGGGCCGAGAGCUCUCGGGCAGCAGCUCCACCUUGGACGGGAGGUUUCGCCAGCAGCGCCGCGGCUCCCUCGACCGCUCGCCGACGCGACAGCGGGCCCCGUCUCCCGACCGCCGGCGGGCCAAGUCAAUGGACCGCAGGGCGCACCGGGACCGCACGCCGGAGAGGGAGCGCGACGACGGCGGGUUCCUCGCUGUCACGCCCGAGCGCAAGUUCUACGAGCGGAGGCUCCUCAAGGACUCGCCGGGGGGCGGGCGGGUCGGGGAGGCCGCCACCCCCGAGCGCACCACCACCGCCAACAACAACAACAACGGGGAUUCCUCGUCUCUCUCCAGGGGCCGCGCGUACGACCGAGCCUCGAAGAACGGCAACCUCCUGAGAGACUCCUCCCCGGAGAGGAGGGAGGAGCGGUACCCGGCUAACGGGACUCCGGAGCGGCGGUACCGAGUGGAGCGGGACUCUUCCCCCGACAGCAACUACAGCCGGGACGAAACGAACUACGCGGCGGCGCCGCCCAGACUGGUGGAUUACUACGGCGCGAUGAAGAACAACAACGCCGCCUACAACAACGCGGGCCACAACAAUAACGUGGGAGGCCGCGCCCCGAACCAGCUCCCGGAGCCCAAGAGGAGGCUGUACAAAGAAAGCCCCAAAGACCUCAGCAUCUAGAGCUCCGCCUCGCCGCUCUCUCCUAACUUUGUACGAUACACUGGAAUCGGACUUUCAGAGGAUACGAACUCUCGUGCUUUAUUUGGUCGACCGGUUUAUUGAUUGAUUUUUUUUUCCGAUUGACUUACUUGUGAUCCCAUCCAGAGAUUCAUAAAACAGCAGGAGUACAAUCCUUCUCUCAGUUCAUACUGGUUGUUUUCGUCAUUGUUAUAGUUAUUUUGAACAUAACAAGAGGUUGUCGUACUGUUGUGAAGGUAUUGUAUGUGCCUGCAUAUGAAAUCAGUGAUAUUGCUUUUUUUUUUUUGUAGGCAUUUGCUGACUCUAAAAUAUUUGUUCCCUCAGAGGUAUGAAACAAUGCUUCCAGUUGUGGUAUCUUCUAAGCUUUUUGUUUUUCAACUAGUUUUUUUAAUUUUUCUUUUCUUUUUAGA